AUGUGUCAUUUCCCAAGCACACUGGCUUAUGGAGUGUACUUCCCGAAUGCCACCACGUUCCUGUCGAGCGCUUCUACGAUAGACGGGCCCCUCGAUAUAGGCAUUAGAUGCAUACAUAGACGAGUCGAUAUGCUGAGCUUCGAAGGCCAAAACAUCGCCCUAUUUCAAGACGAGACCUACGUCCGCUCCUCAUCCACCUCGUCAUCAGUCCUCUCGAAACGGUGCACAACAUGCCAGAGAUCGUCCAACGACGUCUUCCAGACGAGGCUCAGACGUAGCAUCUCGCCAACUCGACCACGAGGCCUACCGCAUCCUGUCAUGGUCCGUCCUCUUCCAUCGGCACCCUCCCCUAGACAGGGCGGCAGAAUACCAUUAACGACUUCGUCCAUCAUUUAUCGCUUAGGCCAUUUCCGCAUCGAAUCCUCUGAUAUCGGACACAUGUCGAUACCCGUCCAAGCAGCAACAAGCUACAUGGCUCAAGUGACCCCCCUAAAACUGACCCGUUCUCAGAAAACAUCGUCACGACCAACGUCCCAAUUUCAGCCUUGUCCAAUCCCAGGUCGGCCAACAGCAUCCAUCAUACUUUGCACCAGUCAAAGCCAGUCUCCCAUGCCAUCCACUCAACCUCAGUCCCGGCCCGUAUAUCCAAUUGCCUGUCGUCGUCGUCGUCGUCGUCGUCGCCGUCGUCUUCGUGCUGACCGUAUGAUCCUCAUUCAUCCCGGGGCGAUGGAAAAGCCUGGUCCUUCAUCGCGGUUCAUAUAG
Messenger RNA from Colletotrichum lupini, 762 nucleotides. RefSeq lists its product as uncharacterized. The coding region runs from base 1 to 762 and encodes 253 amino acids. The transcript has 5 exons. The record is from RefSeq and is a predicted model, not a curated record. NCBI's taxonomy places the organism in Eukaryota, Fungi, Ascomycota, Sordariomycetes, Glomerellales, Glomerellaceae.